GUCCCGCCGGGGGCCGGCGGCGGCGGGGGAGGCGGCGGGGACGCGCGGCUCGCCGCCAUGGACGACAAGGCGUUCACCAAGGAGCUGGACCAGUGGGUGGAGCAGCUGAACGAGUGUAAGCAGCUGAACGAGAACCAAGUGCGGACGCUGUGCGAGAAGGCUAAGGAAAUUUUAACAAAAGAAUCAAAUGUACAAGAGGUUCGCUGUCCUGUUACUGUUUGUGGAGAUGUGCAUGGCCAAUUCCAUGACCUCAUGGAACUCUUCAGAAUUGGUGGAAAAUCACCAGAUACGAACUAUCUAUUCAUGGGUGACUACGUAGACAGAGGUUAUUAUUCUGUGGAGACUGUGACUCUUCUUGUAGCAUUAAAGGUGCGCUAUCCAGAGCGUAUUACAAUAUUGCGAGGAAAUCAUGAAAGCCGACAGAUCACCCAAGUCUAUGGCUUUUAUGAUGAAUGUCUACGAAAGUAUGGAAAUGCCAAUGUGUGGAAAUACUUUACAGAUCUCUUUGACUAUCUCCCACUUACAGCUUUAGUAGAUGGACAGAUAUUCUGCCUCCAUGGUGGCCUCUCUCCAUCCAUAGAUACACUGGAUCAUAUAAGAGCCCUGGAUCGUUUACAAGAAGUUCCACACGAGGGCCCAAUGUGUGAUCUCUUAUGGUCAGAUCCAGAUGACCGUGGCGGAUGGGGCAUUUCACCACGUGGUGCUGGCUACACCUUUGGACAAGAUAUUUCUGAAACAUUUAACCAUGCCAACGGUCUCACACUGGUGUCUCGUGCUCACCAGCUUGUGAUGGAAGGAUAUAAUUGGUGCCAUGAUCGGAAUGUGGUUACCAUUUUUAGUGCACCCAAUUACUGCUACCGCUGUGGAAACCAGGCUGCUAUCAUGGAAUUAGAUGACACUUUAAAAUAUUCUUUUCUUCAGUUUGACCCAGCACCUCGCCGUGGAGAGCCUCAUGUGACCCGGCGUACCCCAGACUACUUCCUGUAAAUUCCUCCCCAGGACCUUUCUUUGUAUGUGGAAGUAUACCUGGAUUUUUAAAAUAUAUAUAUAUUUUUUAAAUAUAUAUAUAUUUAAAAACAAGUUAUCUAUGUGUUUCUGUAACAAAUUGUGGUAUGUCUUGACAUUAAACUACAUCAUGGACCAAACGUGCCAUACUAAUGAUGAGUGUUUAGCACAAUUUGAGACUGAACUUAACUACACUGUGUUCUAGAUCAGUCUGCCUGCUGUGUUGUAGGAACCAUUCUUCUUGGCUGGUUAAACAAAAAGGGGUCACUGACUGCUUCAUCUCCUUUGCACCUGGAAAUUUAGUUACAGUCUUUAACUGGCAUGGAUUAAUAGAGUCGGAGUUUUAUUUUUAAGAUUUCACCACCUGACUUCCACUUAAUUCAUUACCCUUUAUUUUAUUGAAAUGUGUAACUAACUGAAGAAGAGAUUCUUGGGAGUAUGUUGUCAUAACAUUAAAGAGAUUUCCUUUCAUUUAAACUAAAUUACUGUUUGAUGUUGAUCUGCAUUAUUUCUGUAUAUUUGUCAUGACAGUGCUUGCAUCCUAUUUGGUGUACUGAACAAAUAAACUUUCCAAUUUAAACAAAAA
This is a messenger RNA of Mesocricetus auratus (golden hamster), 1591 nucleotides long. It is a transcript of the gene Ppp2cb, whose product is annotated as protein phosphatase 2 catalytic subunit beta. The transcript has 7 exons. The record is from RefSeq and is a predicted model, not a curated record. Bases 58 to 987 code for a protein of 309 amino acids. Gene Ontology annotation, cellular component: cytosol. Lineage: Eukaryota; Metazoa; Chordata; Mammalia; Rodentia; Cricetidae. Gene Ontology annotation, biological process: mitotic cell cycle; peptidyl-serine dephosphorylation. Gene Ontology annotation, molecular function: protein serine/threonine phosphatase activity.